AUGAGCGACAAGAAGGUUAAAAAUAACAAUAACAAUAAGAGGCCUGCAAGCAACUCUCUCAAAGCGCUUGCCACCAAAAGAAGACAGGUUUUCAAGCCCGUAUUGGAUAGUCCGUACAACGACGAAGAGAUCAUUUGGCCUACCGUUGAACCAUCGCAAAAUGCGGGGAUUUUGAAAGAAUUGGCGAGUUUUCUCCAGAAAGAUAGCGUUAAAAAAUGUAUUGAGGACGCCAAAGAUGCAAGAAUUACUGCUGGCUUCAAUUCCACCACCAAAGCAUUAGAAGAUCAAGCUAGAAUCCUUCGACACCAGAAGAAGACGAAGAAAAAGAAUAAGAAGAAGGAAGAUAAUUCAAUAAUAACGAAAUAUAUUAUAAUUUGUCGAUACGACAUCCAACCUAGAAUGCUACUUGAUCAUUUUCCAAUGCUAUGUUACACCUCGUCCCCGGGGUUCUACGACAGUGACCAACAGGAUGGUGAUGGUGAUAGUAGACGAGUGAAGCUUGUGGCGUUGUCAAAAAAUUCGAAAGAUUUUAUUGGAAAUCAAUUGAAUAAGUCUAAGGACUUUUCAGGAAUCAUAUCGAUGCAAACGGGGAUGGAAUCUCUGGAAAAAUUAGUGGCGAUGUUGGAAAGUAUACCAGAUAUCAAGAUUCCAUGGUUGGAUAAUAUUCAAAUGAAGGAGGGGUUAUACCAGAAACCAGUGCUCAAAUUGUUGAAAACAUCCGCUCCCCUUAGUGCGAAAAAGAAUCAGCGAUGA
Saccharomycopsis crataegensis is the source of this 753-nucleotide messenger RNA. RefSeq names its product Pop3p (gene POP3). The coding region runs from base 1 to 753 and encodes 250 amino acids. Gene Ontology annotation, molecular function: ribonuclease MRP activity; ribonuclease P activity. Gene Ontology annotation, cellular component: nucleolar ribonuclease P complex; ribonuclease MRP complex; cytosol. The transcript has a single exon. Gene Ontology annotation, biological process: tRNA processing; intronic box C/D snoRNA processing; rRNA processing. Lineage: Eukaryota; Fungi; Ascomycota; Saccharomycetes; Ascoideales; Saccharomycopsidaceae. The record is from RefSeq and is a predicted model, not a curated record.